ACUGAAUAUCGUCUAUGCUGUCAUUCGCAUCAGUUUUUCAAUUUUCACAGCCAAGGUAGCAGUUUUAUUGGUUUCAGUUAUUAACCAAUCACAUAUCAGUCACUCUUCAGUAUAAUUUGAUUUGUUCAAAUACUUUUGCAAACAUCAUACUUAUUUGUCAUAGGCUUUCAGAUUUGUUGAAGCAGAAAAAUGAUAAAUACUGACAGUGUCCAAUGGUAAACCAUGCAGAUCACUAGUGAAUUACAUUCAUUAUGAAACAAUUCACAGACUUUUUCUUUGAGGCUGAUGAUUUUUCACUUAUACUAGCUGCAAUCGUCUGAAAUCACACUCCAUAUGUAUUCAUCUGGUAAUAAUAACACCACAAAUCCUGUUAGCUCUGCACUGACACUCUCAUCCCUCUACUCAGGUGUCAACCCUCCUCUGUCAACCCCAAGAGUUAUGCCUAGAAAUCUAGGCUCUAUGACAUCUUUUCAGCCAAUACAAAGAAAUAGAUGGGAUACAAAUAAACUCAAUUCGGAUAAUGUAUUAUCCUCUUACCCCAUGAAUUCAAAUACAUCGGAUUAUUGGAAACCUUCCGGGGUUACUUCAAGUACAUCACAUAUUUAUGAUCAAAAUGGUAAUAAUAACAAUAAAAGUAACAAUAAUGAGUCGGGUUAUAAUAAUCGGAGGGCAAGUAGAUAUGAAGAAGUGCAACUUUCUGUAAAUCGUCGAACACAACCGGGGAUUUCAGCUGUUAUUAAAUCACUAGCACAAAAUCUUAAAUCAAAUAUGAAUGGGAAUGAUGAUGAUAACAACAGUACUGACAACAAUGACACUACUUAUAAAAAUAAUCUGAAUGAGGAUUGUAAACCUGAAACAUUCAGUUAUUUCACGUCACACAACCAUUCAUUUUCUCCAAAUACCAUAGCAUCAUCGUCAAUACCAUCACCGUCGACAGGCGGUGAUUAUUCUUUGAAGAAUACGCAAUUCAAUUAUACAUCCAGUAACUACAGCCAAAAUAAUUUUGGUAGAAAUUUUAAUAUGAAUAACAGCAAUAGUCUGAAUUCACUACCAGAAAGAGACAGUGAAGCAAAUAUUAAAAUGACUUCGGUGAGACCUGUACAAAUGACGAAACAAGAUUCUUUAUUACCAAUAAAUUCUUCAAUUUAUAACGGUAAUGAAUUAUGUGCAGCAGACAGUGUUUAUAGUACUAACUGUACUACUUGUGCUCCUAAUAACAAGUAUUCACCGAUACUCUCUUCAGCAAAUAAUUACAAUGCACUGUUGAAACGCAGUUCCUCUACGUCACCAUAUCGACCUCUUGUAAAUUAUCGGCCAUUAUGGUCAGUUAUAUCAAAUCAAAAUCUCUUAUCUAGUGAAUUAUUUCAAAAUGCAAAUAAUAACAAUAAUGAAUCUUCAACAUCGAAAUCAAAAUAUAUAGAUUCUAUAAUUUCGAACAAUUCGUACCGUUCAGCAACCUCUAGGAUAGGAACAGGAACACAAACACCGGCAUCCAUAACGACAACAACUGCAGGAGAAUAUGGAAUCCACAGUCCACCGCCAACAUCAAUACUAGAUAACAAUGGUAAUAAUACCAAUGGUUUCAAAAUAAGCAAAUCCUUGGGCAGAAAUGAGUAUUUACCACCAACACCAACCACUCCAAAGCCUUCAUUUUAUACCAGACUUGAUGGUGGUGAAGCUGGCGAAGGAUUCUUAAGACGACUACAGCAACAAGAUGACGAAGACGAGAACUACUCUAAAACUUACUAUAUAAUGCGUCGGCCACAAAUCUUGCAUUCAGCAUUUCAAAAAUACAGACCACAUAUGCGUCAUCAUGAACAUCGUCUGUCCUAUAAUGCCGACAGUACGAUGACAGCAGCAACCACAACAGGUGGUGCAAAGGAAAAAGAUUCAUAUCUCUCCCAUCCACUAGGAACAUCAGGUAUAAUUCAUAAGAAACCGAUUGAAACUCCAAAUAUUUCAAAGUACAACUCUUACCUCUCAAAUAAUCCUUUAAGUUCGUAUAAAAGAAAUUCGCUGUCACUGAGCUCACUACCGACUGAUGAAGAUUGUUUAUCUUCAUUGAUACAAGCUCAGUGUGCAAAUGAUGACUACCAUGCACGUGUUGGUAGUGCGAGUAGCAGUAUUUUUAGCGGUAAUGGUUACAAUAACAGUGGUAAUCAUAUUAAUACUACUAAUGACAACCAUUUAAACUAUUGUCAAAAUCACCAAUCAUCUAACAACCCACAUCAGGGUUAUUAUCAGGCUAUGCGACAUGAACAACCUCAGACACUGAAACAAAAUACAAAUGCGUCAAAUCAGUGUGAUUCGGGGGUACAGAAGUAUAAUUCAGAAAUGUUUAGAUCUGUCAGUGUUAGUCCAGAUAUUGGAAGAAAGUUUCCGGUAGGUUCGCUGUUGAUACCGUGCAGAAGUUACAAUGAAAAUAUGAAUGCAGUUGCAUUGAACACUACUCCUCCAUCGUGUUUAUCAGCUACAUCUUCAGUUAAACGAAAAGGUUGUCAAGUUACCUUCAAUCUUGAUAGAAAUAUGUACGUUGAAUAUCCGUAUUCUGAAUCAUCCACAUCAACAAUACAGUGUAAACGUAUACCUGGUUAUAUAAGUUCAAGUGGAGCGGCCCCAGGAGAAGGUGACUUGGUCAUUAAAACAGCACCACGAGGUUCAUUCAACUGGAGUAAUGAAAACGGCAUCACCACAAUAGCAAAACCUAUUAAUGGCUAUCAUAGUGAAUAUACUAAGCAAACGAAUUAUUUAACCAACGGUUAUGGAACACGUCCACUGGUAUCAAAGUAUAACCGGUACUCAUCUCCUCCACCACAGUGUACUUCGAACUAUGAUUCUGAUAAUGGUACUACUAAUAGCAACAAUAAUAACAACGGUAGUCAUUACACAUCAACUGAAUGUUCAACACAAAAUGGUCAUACGUCAUCUAAACCAGAAAUUCGUUUUAUUGACACAACUAUUGGACAAAUACACAAUUCUUUUGCAGAUAGCGUGAACAGUACAAAUGGGAGUAAACCACCAGUGUCUACAAAGUCGAUAAACAAUUUGAAGUCAAUCUUAUCAAAACCAACUUUUCGUUAUGGCAGAAAUACUACUACCAAUUUAAAUAGUAGUAAACAACUCUAUAGACAAAUUGAACAGCUGCAGGGACAAGACACCAUAGAUGUAAGACAGUGUCCAGCAAUUGACAUUUUAAGUCGUAGGUGUUCACUUUCUUCCUAGCUUUCCGCGUUAUUUUCUUCUUGUAGAAAAUAAAGUCUGAGUUUUCGAUUAAGUACUAUAACACUUCGUUUGGAAAGUAGAUAACACUCAGAGUUUCGAAAAAUUUAUUUACCUCCACGUCCACAUAUACACACACCCCGCAAUCCGAUAUCCGUCACCAGACGAAAGUCAUUCAAAUGCGUGUUUAUGUAAAUACGAUUUAUUACCAAUUAUUUAUUCUUUAAAUCUACUACUAAAUCAAAAUGAUUUCUUUUUGACUUUCCAAACUAUAAGUUAUGUGAAACAGACAGCUACAAGCCGAAAUGAGGAAAAAGAAUAAAUUAAUUGGUGAACAUUUUCUUGUUGUUAUUGUCCUAAUGGGGUGUUCCUCUAGUACUGUGAUAUAUUUUGACGUUGUAUAUUUAACUGAAUGAAGAUCUUUAGAAAAGUGUGCUUCUUUUUAUCUUUUACUGGUUUCAUUUUCGUUUCCCUCUCAGAAAGUUUCCCUGAAAUUGGUUCGUGAAUGUAUACACACUGCUACUUUUAGUCGCCUAAUUUCCCUCUUUUUGCUUAAAGGUGGAUAUUUAUUUUGAUCACAAAGCUAUUUAAAUACCGUUAAUGUAUUAUGAUAGAAAAUACCUUCAUGAAAAAUACUAUUUACAAUAUUAUUCUUAUUUACACACUUCUAUUAGUCUUGUGCAAAAAAAAAUCAGAUUUUAAAUAAAUUAAAAAGAUGCUUUGCA
Messenger RNA from Trichobilharzia regenti, 3944 nucleotides. Lineage: Eukaryota; Metazoa; Platyhelminthes; Trematoda; Strigeidida; Schistosomatidae. The record is from the annotation of a GenBank genome assembly.